AUGUCAAGUCACCAAUUGUCCCAAAAGGUUAAGCUCUUAGGAAAUGGGCUCAACAAUGAUACUAUAGUGAUGCAGAGUAGUGUUUUGGCACUUACAGAUCUGGCAGUGCUGCCUAUUAGUGCAGUUUUAAAUGCCAUCAAGAUGAUCAAGAAUGAAGGACUGGAGCAGAUUGAUCCUCUAAUCAUCACUCAAGCUUCAUUGCUAAGUCAGCUGCCAGUGGAUUUGUCAUCUGUGGAUCGUUUGAAUUUCCUGGUGAUCAGUUGUUUGGGGAGAUCUCAAAAAACCUCUUCUCUUGAGCUCAAGUUACUGGUGGCAGGGUUCCUAGAUGUACAGGUUUUCCUGUGUAGUCAGUUUUACAAUCUGAGGGCGUACAGCCUGUUGGGUAUUAUCAAUGAAUUUCAAUUCUCCAUCUGCAAUUUCUGUUCCCCGUCUAUGAAGGAUAGGUUUAAAUUGAUUAGGUUAUUGUUAUUGUGUCUCACAAAACAUGGAUUUGAAUUUGUUUCCUUUUCUCAACAGAUUAAAGCCAGGAAACCUUCUUGGAAGAUUGGUUCAUCCUUUUCUCUCAAGAGCAAGCCCGCAAAAAGCUUGCCCAAAGUCCAGAUUGAUGAUGAUAUGGAUUUGAUUGAUGAGGAUAGCCUCUUGACUGAGGAGGAUUUGAAGAAACCUCAGUUGCCACCUAUUGGUGAUUGUGAAGUUUCAAGUAUGAGGAAAGCCUGCAAAAAUUGCACUUGUGGAAGAGCUGAGGAAGAGGAGAAGGUGCAGAAGCUAGGACUGACUAGGGACCAGCUGAACAAUCCUCAAUCAGCAUGUGGCAGUUGUGGACUAGGUGAUGCUUUUCGAUGCGGCACAUGCCCUUACAGGGGUCUACCUCCAUUCAAACUUGGUGACAAGGUUACUCUUUCUGGGAACUUUCUUGCAGCGGACAUUUAAGAGAUUGAAACUGGAUGUGUCCCUCGUGCGUUGGGCCUUCAGACGCUAUAUGAUUGUCAGCGUCUAUGAGCGAGUGUCUUCUUCAACAUGUGUUUGAUUUAGUCUAGUCAUCUUUUUCUGCUUCUGACUCAAAACUUCUAAAAUGAUAAACGAGUAAAAAUGCUCAGUUUAUAAUCAACAAAAUUUUGAUUUCAAUGGAGAAGGGAAUAAUUGAUUUUGGUUUGUUGUGUA
Molecule: messenger RNA, 1161 nt
Organism: Camellia sinensis
Lineage: Eukaryota; Viridiplantae; Streptophyta; Magnoliopsida; Ericales; Theaceae
Source: RefSeq, a predicted model, not a curated record